Rubroshorea leprosula is the source of this 739-nucleotide messenger RNA. The record is from the annotation of a GenBank genome assembly. NCBI's taxonomy places the organism in Eukaryota, Viridiplantae, Streptophyta, Magnoliopsida, Malvales, Dipterocarpaceae.
UAUCCAAACCAAUUCCAUUACCUAUCUUCUCCUUGAAUUUCAUCUAUUUUCCCUUCCAAUGGAGACUGAUCCUUCGCGUCAACAAAUUGCUGCCAUGAGGCAAUCCUUCUUUAAUGAGGGGAUUUUGGACGAACAGUUCAGUCAACUGGAGGACCUUGUGGAUGAAGAUUGUCCCAAUUUUGCAGAGGAAGUGAUUACCCUGUUUUAUAGGGACACAACCAAACUUUUGGACAAAAUUGAGAAGUUGUUGGAACAAUACCCUGAUGAGUUUCCAUGGAUCGACAAGUGUCUGCAUCAGCUCAAAGGCACCAGUGCCAGCAUUGGAGCUAUCAAGAUCCAAGCAGAAGCCAUCAAGACAAGGGAGUUUUGCAAGCAAGGAAAUCUGGAAGAGGCAAUGGCCAGUUUCAAGCAGCUGCGCGUGGAGCAUGAUACACUCAAGACAAAGCUUGAGCCCUAUUUUCAGCUGAUGAGGCAAGCACGUCCUGUGGAGACAGCUGUGCGUCCGAAGGAAGAUCUUUGAGAGGAUCGAAAAGCUGGUGUUGAAUGCCCCUGACUGAAUUCACCACCACCAUUUUUUCUUCAGUUUAAAGAGCCUGUCUGAAAUAAAAGCAGCAGGGGUGAUGUGCUUGUGUUUGUGUGGGGUUUGUCUGUCUGUCUAUCUGUCGUGCGUUUGGUCCUUUUGUUUUCCUGGUCUGGUCUGGUCUGCUCUGCUCUGGUGUAAUAAAGGCUUCCUAUAUCU